UUACAAUAAUACGAUAAAAGAAAGAGAUUGUGAAUCUUUUUUUCUCCAAAAAACGCUUCCAAUUCAAUUAAUUCAAUCUUUAGGAUUUCAUCCCAAAUUAAUAAUAAUUGAGUGAGGAUAACUUAGUUCAUUUCGAAAUCAGCAUAUUAGAGACAUAAAGCUCUUUUUAAUACGUUAAAUUAAUUUCACAAAAUUUAUUUUUGCCGAAAAAGCUCCAAAUAAUUAUUUAAUUUUUGUGCAUUAUUGAUUGAAAGUUAAGUGUAUAAUAUCGUCAAAAAAAAGGUAAAGCAAUUAAAAUGUCUGAAAAUCAGCAACAAGCAGACAGCAAUUUGACCCCAAAAAAGGAUUUCAACUCUCCAUCAAGUCCAAGCCCUUCAAAUAUUCAUCUAAUGCCAUCGCCAAUUAUUACACGGAGAAAUAGAACCGCAUCAACAUGUGAUCGUGCAAUGAGAAAUCCAUUAAUUCACGGAACAGUAAAGAGCUUCAGUCGCAGCAAAGGGCACGGAUUUAUUGCUCCAAAAGAAGGAGGUGAAGACAUUUUCGUGCAUAUUUCGGACAUCGAAGGAGAGUAUAUACCAUUAGCUGGAGACGAAGUUGUUUAUAGAAUGUGUGCUAUUCCACCCAAGUUUGAAAAAUGUCAAGCAAUACACGUUCAGAUUACGAAUUUAACACCAGAAGUUCAUACACGAUGGGAAUCACCAUGUUUUGACGACGGACAUCAUCUUCAUAAGUAAAAAAAAUAUAAAACCUUUGACUUGUUCGUUCCACAUUACUGUUGAUUGCAAUUGCACAUUUUUAUUUUACGUGUAUUUUGGCCAUCAUAAACAAAAUCGUUCAUUUAUUAUGAUAUAUUAUGUAGUCUAAGUUUUUCAUAUUAUUUUUUUAUAUAUAAUAAUGAUGCCUAAAAUAAUAGUCACUUUAAAAAGUUUUAAUGUACAUCUCAAAUUAAUUUGGGUGCCUCGAGAGAAAACGCUGUCAACAAAUAUUAAAUAAAGAUGAUAAAAUUUAAAUAAUUUUGAAACAUGUGAUCAUGCUCUAAUGAACCCACAAUCCAUUGCAUCCAGUAACGAUUUAAUACUUAAAUCUCAUUUUUUCCACAAUUAUCAAAUGUAUAUAAAAACUAGUGUAUCGGGUAAAAACCCAAAGCGGAUUAUAUUCAUGCCGUACCAUCAAAAGUCUUAUGGAUAGACCAAGAUUUGCCCACCAUAAGCUUGAUAAGUCAACUGAGCUUCGUUCAGCAUAAGUUUUAAUGUAUAAAGCUAGCGAGUCAACUGAGCCUCGCUCAGCAUAAGUUUGAAGGUUUAAAGCUUAAAGAACAUUCUUUAAAAGUUUUUUAAAAAAAUUUUUCAUCCAAAGUUGAAUUUUAUAAAAAUCACUGUCAACUUUUGUUUUAAAAAAUUCGUAAGAAAGGAAAGUUUUUUGCUUUUUCUGAAGCAACGGAUGUUCCUACCUUGCCCAAAAACAAUACAGCUCUUCUAUAGAGCAGCGCGAAUCAAAUGUAAAAAACUAGAAUUCUCUACGAUGUUUUGUUAUUGAGAUUUCUUUCUGAUUAACUUGCAUACUUGUUUGCUUGCUUACAGAAAGCGUAUUUUGCGAUUUUCUCAGCAAUGCCGUAACCAAUUUGAAAUCCAUUUUUUGAAAAUGAUGUAAAAUUUCAGGCACAUACUUUUCUUCUCGAACCUUUUAUAACCAAUUUUGCUUCGUUUGCUCACAAAAUGCGAAAAACUGAUUUUUCAAUUUGAACAAAACACGUGAAAACGGUGUGAAUAUAAAAAUGUUAAGAUUUGCUCGAAUAUUACAUUUAUAAAGGAUCGAGAUAAAUUCCAAGUUGAAGAUUUUGAAUUUUUCAUUGAUGCCACCCAAUUUAUGCCGCCAUCAAUUAGUUUGUUUUGGAAAAUAUCACAAAAAGCAUCGUUGUUCUCGAGCAUUAUCCAUCUCUCCAUCGUUCAUAAAUUGUAAAAUCUUUAAGCUUAUGUCCGGAUUGAUAUUCAAAAAAGUGAUGAUUGCAGAUGAAAAAAUCGAAUGCACCGCACAUUAAAGUGACACUUCCAAGAAAAACUUGACCUACUUCAGACACUGCAAGCCUUUCUCCUAAUCACCUGAAGUAUAUUUGAUUCAGGCAAACGUUUUGCAUCGGAAGAUCAACAUUUGUAAACAUUGGAAUAUGAUAAUAAUAAAGAGGGUACGAUGAACAGUGAAUAGAAUUUUUCAGAGAUCGAAGCCGAUUUUUUCGGCUUAACUCAACUUUUGAUUUUUUUGAUAAAAAAAGCUAUUUAACACACAUUUCAAGUAUUUAAACUGAACUUUACAUGCUUUACUAUGAUUCUGUGUAAUAUUUUGUCAGCAUGUAGCUAUAGUGAGCUCAGAAUUUCAAUUUAGUCGAUGAUAAGCCGAAAUUUAAGCCGAUCGGCUUAAAAUCGGCUAAAUUGAAAUUCUGAGCUUACUAUAGCUACAUGCUGACAAAAUAUUACACAGAAUCAUAGUAAAGCAUAUAAAGUUCAAUUUUUAAUACUUAAAAUGGAAGUUAAAUGGCUCUUUUCUAUCAAAAAAAUCAAAAAUUGAGUUAAGCCGAAAAAAUCGGCUUCGAUCUCUGGAAUUUUUCUUAAGAUACUUCACAUGGUUUUGAAUAUCUUUAAGUUUAAAAUAAAGUUCUGGCAAGCACAAUAAACCAAGUUUUUCAGCACGCUUAGUUAAUUCAAUGAUAUUCCACUGAUUUGAACCAUCAAUACAAUUUCAAGUUUAUGACAAGCUUGAUGUCAUUCAACCUUUAAAAUCAAUUAAUUAAGACAUUUUUAAUUUUUUAUUCUUUUCAUAUUAUUAUUUUUUUUAAAAAUAAACAGGCAAAUAAAAUUAAGUAAAAAAGAGAGUUUCAUUUAUCAAAAUAAACUAUUUAUUAAUGCUGUAUGUCUGUUUUGUUUUUUCGCUCAAAGAUUACGUUGGUAUGGUUUUACUCGAAAACGAUUUUUAUAAAACGGUGUGAAGCAUCUCGGAGAAUCAGUCCGUUUUAAUUUCUUAUGGCUAAUAUUUUUAAGCGGUCUCAAUGUUACAAAUUUCUGUGAUUUACUUGCUGUGGUCAUAUUCACAUUUGUUGACAUACAAUUCAUCGAAGUCGUAUAACAAUCCGAACUGGUACAAAUUUUAACAUCUCUUUUAAGUUGCACAACUGCAUCAAUCAUAUCAUUCAGUUCUCGAGAGUACAUUUCAAAUUCGCAUCUAUCUAUCUUUAAUUCUAAUUCUCUUAUAAAUUUAUGCAUACAUAUGCUUUGUGAUGAUAUUUGCUUUUGAACUUCAUCAAGUGUUGUGCAAAUAUAAUGUAAUUCAUCCUUUCUUUUCUCGUUUUUAUUAAUUAAAGAUCUUUUAUGAGUAGACGACGUGAUGAUUACCGAGUUUUUAAACAACUUUUCUAAAUCAUCUCCUUUCUUUUGAUUAGCUUUGAUUACAUUUUGCAGCUGAUUUUUAAUCUGCGAAGAUACUUCAUCUCUUAAAGUAUUCUUAUAAAUGUCAAAAUUAGAAACAAGUCUCCGCAUGUGGUUAUUAAGUGACAAAAUUUGCUUUUGAAGGAUUUUAAAUCCAUUCUUCAUCUCAGUUGAUUCAUUAAUUUGUCGUAAUUCAUGGUUCCGAAGGACAUCAGCAAGUUGGUUUUGAAUAGAAUUAAUUUUUGGGAUAUCCUCACAUUUCACUAUUUUAAGACAGCUACUAUGCAGUUUCAAAGAAUCAUACAAGUCGGAAAUUUGUUUCUUUAUUAUUAUCUCGCAUUCGUUAUCAGUAGGUUCUUUUGAAUCAUCAAUAGAUUUUUUUUGUUUUUGAAAAUUUUUGUUAUCAAUAAGCAUGCUGGAGACUUUGCUUUCUAGCAACAAAAUUCUUUCAGCCAGACUAUCAGAAUUAUUUGAGCACUUUUGAGUAUUAUUUUUGUGAAUAUGAAUUAACGAAUUUUUACUUUCAAUUGAAUUAAAGAUUUUUUUCUUUAUUUUACUUCCAUCUGAUCUAAUUUGAUACUGCAAAAAACAUGAUUUUAUUUUCUGUUGAGAAUAAUAGAUUAUAAAACUUACUUCUUUAAAGC
Chironomus riparius is the source of this 4060-nucleotide messenger RNA. The record is from the annotation of a GenBank genome assembly. Lineage: Eukaryota; Metazoa; Arthropoda; Insecta; Diptera; Chironomidae.